CGUCGCCAUCGCAUCUUCCUCGCCUCGUCGCCAUUGUCCUUGAGAUACGGUCCCGACGUCGUCUCCAUAUCAUUCAUUAUGAGGCUGCUGUCGUCGAAUCCUCUUUCACUCUUCCUGUCGGCGCUGCUGCUGGCGACGCCAGUCUUCUCUAUCAAGUUCGACGUGCUAGCGAAGACCUCCCCCACCACACGGUGCAUAUGGAACUAUGCACUGGCAGAUACAUUGGUCAUUGUCACCAUCAAUACUGGCCCCAUCCCUAAUUCCACGAUCGAUGCAGAGGGACAACAGGUGGAUGUAGAGAUCGUCGAUGCCAGCCAACAUAACAAUGUCUACCUGGCAAAGAAGAACAUCAAGGGCGAGGCGAGGAUGGCUAUCAAUACCCAUUCCAAUUCGGAUCUGGGAGUUUGCAUCACGAACAAGCUCGUCGUCCGACGAACCGUGCAAGGCAACGCUGGCUCGACAAUCGACCUAGACGUGGACAUCGGUGCAGACGCGGUAGAUUACAAUGCCAUUGCCAAUCAGGAAUCGCUUUCGGGGCUCGAGACGGAGAUGAAGAAGCUGGAAGCCGUGGCCGGGGAGAUUCUAGAUGGGCUAGAGUAUCUCAAGAAGAGGGAGGAGAGGAUGCGGGGUACCAAUGAAUCGACGAACUCAAGAGUGCAAGACUUUGCCUCUCUCACACUAGUAGCGCUUGUCGCCCUCGGCAUCUGGCAGAUGUGGCAUUUGCGUCAGUUCUUCAGGCGCAAGUACCUCAUCGAUUGAAGAGGGCGAUACGUCAGGUGUGCACGAAGGGAUCGCAGCACCCCGCACAUGUGCUGGCCCUUCUGAACGCGCUUGGGGCGGUCUAGCACAGGCUUCACCGCCUGUGAUGGUUGCGGCAAUGAUCAAGGUGGUCUGUAGCAUAUCAGACAAAAGUGACGACGCUUUAAUGAAACCUCGAUGUCAAUGCUCUCCUGGGUAC
Molecule: messenger RNA, 958 nt
Organism: Microstroma glucosiphilum
Lineage: Eukaryota; Fungi; Basidiomycota; Exobasidiomycetes; Microstromatales; Microstromataceae
Exons: 3
Coding region: 79-759 (226 amino acids)
Biological process (GO): endoplasmic reticulum to Golgi vesicle-mediated transport; intracellular protein transport; Golgi organization
Cellular component (GO): Golgi apparatus; COPII-coated ER to Golgi transport vesicle; endoplasmic reticulum-Golgi intermediate compartment
Source: RefSeq, a predicted model, not a curated record